CUCAAUAUGGUUCUGCCAUUGAUUUUGACUUUGGUGAUAGUUGCUCCGAUAUUUUUAUGGAUGUAUUCCUGGUACAUUUCAGCAAUACCGAAGCACUAUGUUAAGCCUGGUACCAAGCUUCAAAAGAAGGUUCAUUCGAAUUUAAGGAUUUUGGAGCAAAAGUACCAUCCUAGUUGGUGGUGCCCCUUUGGCACGACUCAAACCGUAGUACGACAGAUAUUCCGGGAUUGUCCAUCGCUACCAUUUACAAGAGAAAUAGUAGAGUUCGACGAUGGUGGUGCAGCUGGAAUAGACUGGUUGAUCCCUGAAGGUGCUGAUGACACCACCCCAAUUGUCGUUUUCUUGCCGGGAAUCACAGGAAGUACUCAUGACAGCAGCUACGUUCUCCAUCCUGUCAAAGAAGCAAGAGAUAAGGGCUGGAAGUGUGUGGUCGUGAACCCACGAGGACUUGGUGGUGUUAAGCUGAGAACUACUAGGACGUACAAUGCCGCCACUCCACAUGAUUUUGCGUUCAUUGCUAAGAUGAUUAAUGAAAGAUAUCCGGAUGCAAAGAAGCUGGGAUGCGGGUUUUCCAUGGGAGGAAUGAUUCUCUGGAACUAUCUAGCGAUGACUGGAGAAAAUGCAGAUCUGGACGGAGGCAUGAUUGUUUCUUCUCCGUGGGAUCCCCUUGUUGCUUCUGAUUCUAUUGAAUGCUUUAUUCCACAACUUAUUUUCAACAGCUUUAUUGCAAAGAACUUGGUAGAUAUGGUGAGACCGUACCGCGAGCUAUUCAAAGAUAUGGUGGAUUUUGACGAAGUGUGCAGAUGCAAUACGGUUAGAGGGUUUGAUCGAUCUUUUGUGAUUCCCAUGUAUGGGUUCAAGAGUUGCGAUGACUAUUACAGACAGGCUACUUUGGCGACAAAGGUAGACAAAAUCAAGAUUCCAUGUGUAACACUGAAUUCUGUUGAUGAUUAUUUCAGCCCGGUGGAAUGCAUCCCUACAUUAGAUAUAAUGGAGAGCGACUACGUUUGCGGUAUUAUCACCAAUCACGGAGGACAUACUGCUUUCAUGGAGUCUGCUGAUCCAAAUGCGCGCGGAAUGGUGGAAAAGUUGCUCUCGCAAUGGGGAAAUAUGAUCUUCCAUGAUUAUUCAUGAGCUUUGAUGGAUUGUGCAAUGUUUUCAAAUUAUACGUAUUAUUUUUGUAUUAUUAGGACUAUUACACUUUUUGAACAAUAUCAGGUUUUUCAGUACAUCCCGGUUUUUUAUUAUUAUUGUGAUUUUAAUUUAAUUUUUUAAAUGUGCAAAGAGUUAAUGGUUGCAGAUAUGACUAGAUGAAACUCUUUUUUUGUCAAAUAAAAACUUCAAACACG
Molecule: messenger RNA, 1349 nt
Organism: Caenorhabditis elegans
Lineage: Eukaryota; Metazoa; Nematoda; Chromadorea; Rhabditida; Rhabditidae
Gene: abhd-3.2
Product: Protein abhd-3.2
Exons: 7
Coding region: 7-1134 (375 amino acids)
Source: RefSeq, marked reviewed